Phytophthora sojae is the source of this 384-nucleotide messenger RNA. RefSeq lists its product as hypothetical. The record is from RefSeq and is a predicted model, not a curated record. The transcript is spliced from 2 exons. Bases 1 to 384 code for a protein of 127 amino acids. NCBI's taxonomy places the organism in Eukaryota, Oomycota, Peronosporomycetes, Peronosporales, Peronosporaceae.
AUGCCGAACAAGCGGUGGACCGCUGAUGAGGUCCAUCUGCUGCUCAACUACCUCAGCGACCACGUUAAGGCAUACACCACUGGUAUCAAGGAGCGCUUCUACGAAGGCGCGCACGAAUUCUUAGCCCAGCACGAGCACUCCAAGUCGAAGAAACAGUGCAAAACCAAGUGCACCGAGUUGGAGUCUGGGUACAAGGAGUACAAGCUCAAGCUGGCCCAGACGGGUUUCGGGCUACAAGAAGCAGAUACGCCAAGCAUUAUAGAGGAACACUUCCAGCUGAAGCUGCACUGGGGCUUGCUGCUGUUUCCCUGGCUUCCGCUGGAAAACAGGGUGUGGAGCUACGGAAGCAAGCAAGAGACAGAAACCGUCGACGCUAAUUCUUAG